UACUGUUCUUUGCCCAACCCUAGGAAUGUCCAUUUUGAAUCUGUAAACAUGAAGAACGUCCUUCGCUGGUCAGCACCGGAAGGCACGGGAGAUGGAGUACUCUACAAGGUGAAGUACUCAGUAUACGGUGUUGGCAAAUGGAUUAGAAAGCCAGAAUGCAGAAAUAUCAACAGAACAUGGUGUGACCUCUCCGGUGAGACCUCUGACUAUGAAGAACAAUACUAUGCGAGUGUUAAAGCUUUCCUAAAUGGCAUGUGCUCUGACUGGAUGGAGACCACAAGAUUCAACCCACUUACAGACACUAAAAUUGGUCCACCCGUGGUAAGUCUAUCUUCUUCUGAGAAAUCUAUUUCAAUCAUUCUGACUGCUCCUGAGAAGUGGAAGAGAAGUCCUGAGGGAGAAUCCAUAUCUCUGCUUCAAGUGUAUCCUGGCCUGCAAUACAACGUGUCUGUCCACAACAAAAAAACAAAGAAGCGGUGGUGGUUUUCCGUCAGCAACAACACUUUGGUCGUGCCCUGGUUAGAACCUGGAACAGCUUAUUGUGUCAGUGCACAGAUAUAUGUCACCACACCAUUUUUGCAAAGCAUGUUUUCUAAAGAACAAUGCAUUGCUACUUUGAAAGAUAAAACAGCAGAGGAGACUGUAACAAUCGUAUUUGGAUGUGUUCUGCCUACCAUGUUUGCUGUCCUUUUUAUUUCAAUGACAUGCUAUUGUGUGCACAGGUAUAUUCACGUCAUCAAACAGAAACAUCCAACAAACCUG
Messenger RNA from Eurypyga helias (sunbittern), 762 nucleotides. Its product is annotated as interleukin-20 receptor subunit alpha-like. Lineage: Eukaryota; Metazoa; Chordata; Aves; Eurypygiformes; Eurypygidae. The transcript has 5 exons. The record is from RefSeq and is a predicted model, not a curated record. Gene Ontology annotation, molecular function: interleukin-20 binding. The annotation marks the transcript as partial.